Dendroctonus ponderosae (mountain pine beetle) is the source of this 3048-nucleotide messenger RNA. RefSeq lists its product as uncharacterized. Lineage: Eukaryota; Metazoa; Arthropoda; Insecta; Coleoptera; Curculionidae. Bases 426 to 2300 code for a protein of 624 amino acids. The record is from RefSeq and is a predicted model, not a curated record. The transcript has 3 exons.
AAUUAGGUGUCUUCUGACUUUAACAAAAUCGGCAAAUUUAUUUAAAUUGAAUCUUCGUAACUAGACGUGUAAACACCUCCUAGUCGCGAAUGUACAGCCUGAAGAAAGGUGAAAGAAAAGCUCGUAAAUUCGUCCGAAUCGGUGCAUUCAUAGUCUGUCUGUCGCCUUAGAACUGUGUUUACUACAUAGUGUGUCAGUGGGUCAUCUUCUUCAGAUGUAGAUGCUGAAGAUCCCACUUGUUCAGUCCACCGUUGCCGGUGUAUGUGAAUAAUCCUAAUUAUCGAGGAAGUAGUUGAUGGUGGCCAUUAAAAACCGGUACUAUUUCCUAGUUAAAGUGAAAAUCCUCCUGAGUGUCAGGGAGUACGUUUUAGUUCAGCAGCUGAAUCAAAGCUCCACAAGGAACCGGCUAACCUGGCGGAACCAACAUGACAAGGUCGCGGAUGCUGAACAUACUUGGCACAUUGGCAGUGUUUUUAUUAGGGAGAAUAAACUGCGAUGCUCCUCUCACGGACUCAGCAUCCCUACCGCUGGAACACAGAUCCGUUUACGGGCCACCCUUAUCCGGGCCUGGAUACGCACCUCAAUCGCUGGCAGCGCUGGGAGGAGGAGGCGGAGGAGGUGGAGGAGGAGGAGGUGGAGGAGAUGAUCCAUGGCCGUUGGCUACUCCAGACAUGCCCCAAAUCAAGCACCUGCAAGUUCAGUGCGAGAAAACUCAUAUGCGCGUCAACAUCGAAUUCGAUCGCCCAUUCUACGGGAUGAUAUUUUCGAAAGGGUUCUACAGCGACCCGCACUGUGUGCAUCUGAAGCCCGGCACUGGACAUCUGAGUGCCACCUUCGAAAUUUUCCUGAAUAGCUGCGGUAUGUCUUCGUCGGCUAACCACAACGCGGCUAGCUACGGUGGACCUACUCCAAGUGGUAGCUAUGUGGAGAACACCAUUAUAAUCCAGUACGAUCCGUAUGUUCAAGAAGUGUGGGAUCAGGCGAGGAAGCUGAGGUGUACGUGGUAUGAUUUCUAUGAGAAGGCGGUGACAUUCAGGCCCUUCCAAGUGGACAUGUUGCAUGCAGUUACAGCUAAUUUCCUUGGGGAUAAUUUGCAAUGCUGGAUGCAAAUUCAAGUAGGGAAAGGUCCAUGGGCUUCUGAGGUUUCGGGCAUAGUGAAAAUCGGGCAAACCAUGACAAUGGUACUGGCCAUUAAGGAUGAUGAAAAUAAGUUUGAUAUGCUUGUCCGGAACUGUGUGGCGCACGAUGGCAAACGCGCUCCAAUUCAACUGGUUGAUCAAUACGGAUGCGUCGUCCGGCCGAAAAUUAUGAGCAAGUUCCAGAAGAUAAAGAACUUUGGGCCGUCGGCGUCAGUUGUAUCAUUCGCCUACUUCCAAGCGUUCAAAUUCCCCGAUUCCAUGAAUGUGCACUUCCAGUGUGUUAUCCAAGUGUGCAGAUAUAACUGUCCGGAGCCGAAAUGCGGAGGUCAUGGACUGGGCUUGGAAUAUGGCGCACCAGCUUUAGGAAAUGGGUUGGGUGGAGGCGAUUAUGGACAUGCGAAUAUUGGGGCUGAAUACGGUCCACCUCCAGGCAACGAAUAUGGGCUGCCGCCCGCAUUCCCAGAUCCUCGACAUCCAUCAGGACCAACUGGUGCUUACUCUGAGCAGAACGCUGAUGUGGUUCCUGCGCCUCAAGCUCAAACUUCUUCGUCUUCGACCUCAAACCCACCCAACCUUUCAUCGCCAGCCCCACAAGUGAAUGGCCAGGGCAGCAAUGAGAUUCAUUUACCACCUCCUCCACCUCCAGGGCAUCAUGGCUUAUACAACACAGUUAAGAGGAAGAGCAGCAACGUGAAUGACGAGCUGGAAGGAAAUUUGGCCACCUUGGGAGGCCGGCCCAGAUCUGUAGAGAACUUGCCUGCUGAACUUCAAGGCGCGAGGCGAAGAAGAAGUCCCGAAGUAAUGAACUUUGUAGUUAGUCACGUAUACAAACGGGAAGCUCAAGAGAUGACUGAUGUUAACACGAGUAGAAUCAUACAAGUGGUAGCCCCGGGAGAUGUAAACUUUGCGCUAAACGCAGCUCAAAACAACGAAACUGUUGUAAUACAAUCUGCCUCCUCACAAGACCCUGAAACAAUCUGCAUGUCUGUUCCGAGUUUCGUCGCUGGAUUAGUGAUGCUCCUCUUGGUUCUUAUCGUAGCUAGUUUAGUUGCUGCUUUCUUGUUUGUACGGGUACGCGCUAUUGACCGAAAGGGACUAGCUACGAAUUUCAUCAAUCCCCAUGGAUACGACAAUUCCGAAUUUGUGAAAGUGGCUAAUUAAGGCUGUGAAAAUUGCUUAGAAACUAUUUUUGAAGGUUCCAAAGAAUUUCAGGUAAAACAAGUGAUUAUGUGAGCAUUUUGUCCUCCUAACCGGCCAUUCUGAUCUAGGGUUUGUGUCGGUCUGAAUCUUUCAAAGGCCAUCUAAGAUUUGUGCUCGCAAUCAGCAAACGCAAUGCUGUUGCCAGCAUGACUCCCACUUUUAUUUAUUCUAAUUUAUUGUUAUUUAAGAUGUAACGUCCAAAGUCACUCACACUGUCACAUGUAAUACUUGUUCGUAACGUUUGCGGCUGAUUUAUUUAAAUUAAACAACUUAAAUUCAUUGAUCAAAUAUCUACUAAAUUGGCUUAUAGUAACCUGUUGAUAAUCACUUUUAUGUACUGUUCAAUUUGCUUGGAUUAUCAGCACUGUUGCAGGUUGCCAUCAAUGUUUCAAGCCCAGUAUCACUAAACACUCGAGCGAUCCUAGUCUUGUAGUUAGCUAGUAAAUUGUUAUAUCUUGUAUAUAAUGCGAGUAGGUGCUUUUAAUGCUACUACUCAAGACCUAAGCGAAAUGUUUUGUUUGGUUGGAAUUUUUUUAAGCUACCUACCAAUAUCCGUGCAAUUAACAUAGCACUAGACUGUUCAGUUUCCUUUUGUAUAAUUUUGCAUUUUUCCAAUGAUGCAUGUAAAAUUGGUUGUAACUGUUGUAACAAAUUUUACCCUUUUUAAUGAUGCGUGUUCUCUAAAUAUACGACGAUAUUUAUUAUGAAA